Molecule: messenger RNA, 486 nt
Organism: Neohortaea acidophila
Lineage: Eukaryota; Fungi; Ascomycota; Dothideomycetes; Mycosphaerellales; Teratosphaeriaceae
Exons: 2
Coding region: 1-486 (161 amino acids)
Source: RefSeq, a predicted model, not a curated record
AUGGCUUCCCUCGACCAAAUGGCUGACGAGACCCUAGCCGAAAUCAAACUCGAACUCGAACAACUCCAACUCACGGCCGAAUUCACAGCGGAAUUCGCAGACGGAGUUACCGACGAGCACACAGACGGAUGCCAGUUCUGCGUCCUUGUACCUCGCCACGCUCGCGCAAUCAACAAAGUGUGGAAUUGGUUGGACCACCCCAACUUCGGCCAGGACCCACUGCACAUCCCCUGGACAAACACCACCGUCGGCAUCCUUUACUUUCGCAAACUCCGGGAGUACUGGACGAUCGAAGAGCACGCCUGGGUGUCGUGGGCCAUCGACGCGUACGCGGGUGUGUGGGACGGAGGCCGCAUUCCCAUUAAAACGCUGUGGGAGGCGUUCUGUGUGCGGUUUCCGGAGGGGGGAAGGACGCUGGUGGCUAUGCGGAGCUAUGUGCAGCGAACGCGCGAUUUGCGGGCGAAGAGGAUGAAGUACAGGAUGUGA